CGCUCCGACCGGAAGCAGAAGUAGCUUCUCAGGCGCCUGCUUCUCAAGGGGGCGCUCCUAGGUGAGGCUUGGUGGCUUCAGAGGGGAAACUGAGAGGUGGAUCGCCCCCCCGCCCACCAACCUGGAACGAUGAAGGGGCGAGCCUCCAGGAAUGAUGGGCUCGAAGGCCAAGAAGCGCGUGGUGCUGCCCACUCGACCGGCGCCCCCCACGAUGGAGCAGAUCCUCGAGGAUGUACGUGGAGCGCCCGCCGAGGACCCGGUCUUCACCGCCCUGGCCGCAGAAGAUACUUCAGACCCCUCCUGGAGGGCUGAGAACCCUGAGGCCCAGCGGGAGCAGCUCUACCAGCAGAGCCAGGCCUUUGUAGCCACCAAUCAUCGGCUGAGGCAGGCGAGUGAGGAGCUAAGACAGAGGUGUGAUGACCUUCGGCAGGCCAGCCAGGAACUGGAACAGGACGUCAUCCAGGUGAAGCAAGUGGCACUGCCAGGGGCCUUGGCCACCUCCUCAGGUUGACCUGGCCCUCGGACUCAUCUGAGCACACAGCUCCCAGACAGUGCACCCCACAGCCUUCUGGAACUUUUGGUCCUGGCCUGGCACACCUCAGACAUGGGCCCCCGGGUCCCGGAAGCAGAUUCUGGGCUCUCUGUUUCAUGGACAAGCCCCACCCUAGGACCCAGAGACCCCAGGGUACAGAGCCUGCCCUGUGUGUGGUUGCAGCAGGAACAGUGUGGAAUGAGGGGGUGCACCUGCCUCACCCAGACAUAGGCCCUUACCAAGGGUCAGGGUAGGCUUUGCAAAUGCCGUUCACCCUCAGGUUUUUCUUCUGGGCCUGAUUGCUGGGAGCCUGGACUUGGUAUGGGGCAUCAGAACCCAUCCUGCCCUCUCUUCCUUCGGGGACCCUGCUCCACUCAUCACCCAUUAGACUGAGCUUGUCUCUGUGUGAACCUCUGUGGGGCCCUCAGAGGUUCCAGAAAAGGAUGGGGGUUCUGUCCCUUCCUUUGCCCAUAGUGGUCUUGGCCAUGUAGGAGCAAUUGCCCAGCAGGGCCCCGAUCUGAGAGGGGGCCUCCAGUGGCCCCAAGCACUCAGAUGGAAGGUGCGGGCUCUCCCCCAGGGCAACACUUGUCCAUCUGGUUCAUGGUUGGGAUGCAGGACUGACCUAUAGACUGUGGGAUCCAUCAGACAGGGGUGCUGGCCUGGGCUCCCAAGAUAGAAGCUGUUCAGUUACUUGCCUGAAGCUCUCACCUGGCCACCUCCAUCCUGGCAGGCCAGGCCUGUCAUGGGUGUCCCCACUAAGUCCCUCAGAUGAAAUCUCCCGCCAUCAGCCAUCUGGCAGUGUCUCUGUGAGCUGCUCCUUUCCAGGGUUCCCCUGGAGCUUAGGGAAGCACCUAGACCCAACAGGGCAAGUCCUUGACAUGGGUGACCCAGCAUCCCGGGCGUUUUUCUUUUCUUUGAAAAAAGGAUGCCUGCUUAAGGCUGAGAACUGAAAAUGCUGGUUUGGCUCCAGUUAGGGCAGUAGACACAGAGGUUACAUUGUCCAGGGCCCCUUAGCCCAUCUGCUAAUAUCUUGAAGGUGCCCCGCUGCCCUGGACUGAGAGGUCACCCCUCCCUACAUAUCCCUGGCCUUCAGGUGGGGCUACUUGAAUCUGAUUCUGGGGGCUCUGAGCAUGCCUCCUCCUCCCUGGUAUCAGGAGGAAACACUUCAGCUACCUUCCCCUGCACAUCCACAAAGUACUCCAGUUCCACCCUGUCCUCCCCCAUGUGGAAGCGGGGCCAUGUAGAACAAGAUUCAACAGCUCCAUUUAUUAAAGGUGCACAUGAGAUG
This is a messenger RNA of Phyllostomus discolor (pale spear-nosed bat), 1820 nucleotides long. RefSeq names its product chromosome 8 C19orf25 homolog (gene C8H19orf25). The record is from RefSeq and is a predicted model, not a curated record. Lineage: Eukaryota; Metazoa; Chordata; Mammalia; Chiroptera; Phyllostomidae. The transcript is spliced from 3 exons. The coding region runs from base 152 to 511 and encodes 119 amino acids.